UCUUCUUCUUCUUUUUGUCUUUCAUAUCCUAAACUCUCUCUCUCUCUCUCUUUGGAUCUUCUUUAAAGCCUCCGUCUCUUUCUCUUAAACUGUAGUGAAGGCCAAGGAUAUAAUAAUCUCUCAUACAAUACAACCAUAUUCUUGGCUUUCACUGCCGCCCAUUAUUCCAUCUCUCUGAUAUCAUUGGUUGUUUAUUAAUAAAAAAAAAAAGAUGGGUGCUGUUUCAUUGCCUCCUGGUUUUAGGUUCCACCCGACGGACGAGGAGCUCGUCGUUUAUUAUCUCAAGAGAAAGAUUAAUGGGCGCAAGAUUGAAUUGGAGAUCAUCCCUGAAGUUGAUCUUUACAAGUGUGAGCCUUGGGACUUACCAGGGAAAUCCUUAUUACCCAGCAAAGAUCUUGAAUGGUACUUUUUUAGUCCUCGAGACCGUAAGUACCCAAAUGGAUCAAGGACAAAUCGAGCAACUAAAUCUGGGUAUUGGAAAGCCACGGGGAAAGACAGGAAAGUGAAUUCUCAGACACGAGCUGUAGGGAUGAAAAAAACCCUGGUUUACUAUCGAGGAAGAGCACCCCAUGGCACUCGAACCAAUUGGGUCAUGCAUGAAUAUCGUCUCGACGAACGCGAAUGCGAAUCGGCUUCCUUAGGCUUGCAGGAUGCUUAUGCUCUUUGCCGUGUGUUUAAGAAAACUGCAAUUCCCCCCAAGGUUCCUGGGGACCAUUACCAAGCCGUCGCGACUCCAAAUCAGAUUGCUUACGAACAUUCUUCGAGCUUCGAAGAGAGUUCCGAUUUUGGUAUCCCGAUCGAUACACGUUCGCCGAGUGUUCUCAAUCGGUCACCUAUCGACAUUUGCGAUGCCAACGAGGUUAAAUGGAUGCAAUCCUUGUCCCAUGAUGUGUUUGGCUUAAACAAUGCAUCCUUCACAAACUACGAAACGCUACCCUACCAUCCAUCCAAGGUUGAUGUGGCACUAGAAUGUGCAAGACUACAGCACCGGUUGGCACUGCCACCAUUGGAGGUGGAAGAUUUCCCUCGACUUGGAUUCACCAACUAUAAGCUGAUGGAAACAACACCACCACCACCACCAACGCGUGAAACCGAUAUACUGCAGGAGAUUCUCUCGCUAAAUCCAAUCGGCCAUGAAGAUGCUUGGGGGGCUAGUUCAAGCAAUAAUAAUGCCGAUGAUUUCACUUUCAUGACUGCCAAAAGCAUGUACCAAAACCAAGUGAACGAGAUGAGCUGUGCACAAUACAUGAAUAAACCUUUGGAAGAAGCCAUUACAAGGCCCAUAGAUAUAACUGAGCUGCAGGGAGAGAGAAUGGCUGAAAAUUCGAGAUGGGUGGGAAUGUCGAGCAAAGAUCUAGAGCAGUAUUGUUUCAUGGAAGAAAACAAGGUUGUUCCUAUUGAAAACAUUUCAAGUUUUACAAGAAAUGAAGACAAUGGCAUCCAAGGAAAUGGACAUGAUUAUAAUAGUUUCGAAUUCGAUGACACCGGUAUCAACAAUCCAGAAAUGGAAGAUUUCACACAUGGAUUCAUCGACGAUGACCCCAACGAUCAUCACUUUUUAGACGAAGGCAACAUGGACGAUCUUACCACCUCACCAAGCUUUGAACUCGUCGAAGACAUCAAAAUCAACCAUGGAAUGUUCGUUUCAACUCGGCAAGUUGCCAACACGUUCUUCCACCAGACACUGCCUUCUCAAACAGUCCAGGUCCAUCAAAAUGCAAUGACACCAACCAGCUUCCAUUUCCAAGUGGAGAAACACAAAGGGAAGUGCAUGGCAACAACCAUGAGUACCUUCACAAGGCAAUGCAAAGAAGCUUUAAGUGGCUUCCUUUGUAUGCUUGUGCUUCUCUUGUAUGUUGGGGAAGAAGAUGAUGGAUUGAAUGGUGGUUCAAAGGAGUGUAAUAAGGAGAAGGAAGUGACAGAUUAUUUGUUGAUCAAGUCUAAAGCUAGCAGUUGGAACGACUUUGGGUUGGUUUGGAAAAAAUUGGGGUUUUUUUUCACCAUUUCUUUGGUUUUGUGUACAUUGUUAUGCUAACUAUAUAUGCUGACCCAUUUGGUGUAAUUUUAAUUUUAUAGUUGUCAAUUAGGAAAGGUGGAAAAGCAAUGGAAGGUGCCUUCUCCAUAGUUGAACACACAGUUUAUCUUUAAUUUCAUAUUGUAAUGUUUUAAUAGUAAUCAAUCAUAGGAACUCAUAUGAAUAAAUGCAGUCCAUUUUUAGCUUAUGAAA
Molecule: messenger RNA, 2227 nt
Organism: Gossypium raimondii (Peruvian cotton)
Lineage: Eukaryota; Viridiplantae; Streptophyta; Magnoliopsida; Malvales; Malvaceae
Product: NAC domain-containing protein 54
Exons: 6
Coding region: 212-2035 (607 amino acids)
Biological process (GO): regulation of DNA-templated transcription
Molecular function (GO): DNA binding
Source: RefSeq, a predicted model, not a curated record